Messenger RNA from Myotis daubentonii (Daubenton's bat), 4043 nucleotides. RefSeq names its product ST8 alpha-N-acetyl-neuraminide alpha-2,8-sialyltransferase 5 (gene ST8SIA5). NCBI's taxonomy places the organism in Eukaryota, Metazoa, Chordata, Mammalia, Chiroptera, Vespertilionidae. Gene Ontology annotation, biological process: oligosaccharide metabolic process; N-glycan processing. Gene Ontology annotation, molecular function: alpha-N-acetylneuraminate alpha-2,8-sialyltransferase activity. The record is from RefSeq and is a predicted model, not a curated record.
GGAAAGGGGAGCGCAUUCAGGGGUUAGGAUUCCUGAAGAGGCACGUCUUGACAUUGCAUUUGUGUUUAUUUUCCCUGGUGUGCACGCUUGAAGUACAAACCUUCCUACUUAGUGACUGAGUAAGGCUUUGGGGACUGUGGUACUCGAAGGCGGCCAGCUGCCUGACCUAAGAUUUACGAGUGGUUCCAGCGACGAGACAAGGUCCCAGUGUCUCGGUGACAACAAGGUCUUUGAUGAACAGCCAGGAGCUGCAGUUGGGAGGGAGAGGAGGCGAGAGCCCCCGGAUUGCCUCCUCGCAGGAGUGGGGCGCCGGGGGCCAUCAGCAUGCAGGAGCCGCGAGCGUGUCCUUGAAGGGCUGCCCGGCUGACCUUGCUCCGCAUUCUCCGGAGAAGCCUCCCCGAGCGCGCGAGGCCGAGACCGCGCGGUGACUCAGUGCCCGGCGCGCCGCAUGCAAAUGUUCCCCUCCAGCGAGCCCGGCGCCGCAGCUCGGCCUCCCUUUCCUUUCCUGCCCCCCUUUUAAUUCUACUCUUCAAACCUGGCUCCCUCCUCCCCCUCUGCACCGCCCAACAGCCCGACUGUCCGGGCGUUCUGUCCUCCACUUCCCAUCCGCAGGACCGAAGGCCAACCUUCGCGCUCCCUCGCUGCGGGGAUCGGGGAUCCGGGAUCGGACCUGGCCCUUCCGAGCCGGCACCGCGCAGGGUAACCGCGAUCCGGCCGACCAGAGGGGGCGGCGCGCGGCGCUCCGAGGCGCACGGGCGGACGGCCGGUCCCCGCUCCUCAUUGGCCGCCACCUCCGCGGGAGGGGCCGUCCUGCGCUUGGGGCACGGGGCGGGCGCUGCCCCUCGCCGGGAAAUCGGCAGAUGCCGGGCACUGGCGCGUGGAGGUGAAGGCAGUGGAGGGAAGGCCGGGGCGCAGCCGAGCUCCCUGCAGCCAGCCCUGCCCUGCCCUUCUCUGUCCGCUGCCCCGGUGCUGGCGACGCUUGGUUGCCCCCUAUGCCCGCUACGCCAGCCGGAAACUUUGCCCCAAGAAGUCCUCCUCCGCCUGACUGCCUAGUCCGUCUUGUGCCCCCUGCCCCCGGCCCCCGCGCGUGAUUGCGGGGACCCCCGGCGCCUGUGCCUGCCACGCCCCGCCGCGCGCCAGCGGCCGCCAGGAUGCGCUACGCGGACCCCUCGGCGAACAGGGAUUUGUUGGGGAACCGAACUUUGCUCUUCAUCUUCAUCUGCGCCUUCGCCUUGGUGACUUUGCUGCAACAGAUCUUAUAUGGCAGGAACUACAUCAAGAGAGGCCUCCAGUUUGGUUGGCAGAGUGGCGACCAGCUGGACAAUUGGACGGGGCUCUUUAAUGCCACGGACGACCCAGAGUCACCCGGCGGCCGUGACUCCAGCUCCAGGUACUUUGAAUUUUACGAGGGCCCUCUAGAAUAUAACUCCACAAGAUGCCUGGAGCUGAGGAACGAGAUCUUGGAGGUGAAGGUGCUGUCCAUGUCCACUCUGUCCAGAUGCUGCAAUGCCCCCUCCUUCCUCUUCACCACCCAGAAGAACACGCCCCUGGGGACAAAGCUCAAGUACGAGGUGGACACCAGCGGCAUCUACCACAUCAACCAGGAGAUCUUCCGCAUGUUUCCCAAGGACAUGCCCUACUACCGGUCCCAGUUUAAGAAGUGCGCAGUGGUGGGCAACGGAGGCAUCCUCAAGAACAGCCGCUGUGGGAGGGAGAUCAACAGCGCCGACUUCGUCUUCCGGUGCAACCUACCCCCCAUCUCAGAGAAGUACACCAUGGAUGUGGGGGUGAAGACGGACGUGGUCACCGUGAACCCCAGCAUCAUCACAGAGAGGUUCCACAAGCUGGAGAAGUGGCGGCGGCCCUUCUACCGCGUGCUGCAGGGCUACGAGAACGCGUCCGUGCUGCUGCCCGCCUUCUACAACACGCGCAACACCGACGUGUCCAUCCGCGUCAAGUACGUGCUGGACGACUUCCAGGCGCCGCAGGCCGUCUACUACUUCCACCCGCAGUACCUGGUCAACGUGUCGCGCUACUGGCUCAGCCUGGGCGUGCGCGCCAAGCGCAUCAGCACCGGCCUCAUCCUGGUCACGGCCGCGCUGGAGCUCUGCGAGGAGGUGCACCUGUUCGGCUUCUGGGCCUUCCCCAUGAACCCUGCGGGCCUCUACAUCACUCACCACUACUAUGACAACGUCAAGCCCCGCCCCGGCUUUCACGCCAUGCCCUCCGAGAUCUUCAACUUCCUGCACCUGCACAGCCGCGGCAUCCUCCGCGUGCACACGGGCACCUGCAGCUGCUGCUGAGGGCGCGCUGCCUGCCCUGCCCGUCGGCCCCCAGACCCUUGCUCCUCCUUUCCCUCCUGCGCUGGGCAGGGCAGGGCGAAGGUCUGUCUGGAAGGCUGUCUGUCACUACCUGGUAGUUCAGCUUCAAGCUUGGGACCCCCCCCCCCCCCCCCGUGGGCCGGGAGACAGGGGUGGGGCUCGGGGCAGAGUCAGCUCUGUGCUGGGCAUCCAGGGCCUUGGUCUGGGCCCCGUGUCUCUGCCCGGCCCACGGUGGCAUGCUGCUGGGGAUUGCCCGUGAAAAAAGCACAUUUCCACUCAAUGUUGGCAUCCAAGAAAGAGAGCACACUGUAUUGGCCUUGUCACAGCUAAAGGAAGGCCCCACGGAGAAUGGAGGAGAGACGGCAAGAUUUAAUUCAGACUUUUGGGCUCCUGAGUUGCACUCCAAGGCCUCAGCCCUGAUUUGCUGUCUAGAAUCUCAGAGCUUAGCAGCCAGCUCAGCCACCAGACCUUCCUGUGAAGACAGAGUGGCCCAGAGAGGUCCAGAGACUUAUCAGCCAAGGUUACACCUACUGACCGAGCCCAUUAAGUGACCAGUGAAAGCUAAUGCGAGGGCUGUGUAAGGAUCUUCGCAGAGACCCCAUCAGCUGAGGAGAGCCACACCGUUUCAUACACAUCUUCACACACAGUCUUGGUGCCUCCGGGUUCAAUCCUGCAUCUGAUCUUUCAAUGAGAAGAACAUAAACCAGACCAGCCAUUGCACUAAGGUUUUCAAGCCAAUGUCACCGACUCAUUAGCGCUCAGUGAUUUGCUUCCUCUUCUGGCUCCUUAUUUCCAGCUCUGUUUUAACCAGGAGUUAUUUAUAAGACCCGUUCCUCUUUAUGUUCCUGAAUACUGCAGAACGCCGCUAUGUCGUGUUCCUGAACAGGCUCUGUAAGGCUCGGGAUGAACCGAGUAAACGGUGAGCGUGUCGGCAGGAAGCCCAUCAUGGCCCCGGACACCAGCAUCACCGAGGGAUCUGCACAGGCGGGACCACCCAUGUGGCCAGUCAGGCAGCCCACGCACACAUGUGCCCGCAGGGCCUGCACUGGGGGAAGUUAGCUGUGUCUAGCUGAGAGGGAUCAACAGGUCACUUCACAGCUGAAACUCAUUCCCUUUGCUUCCAGCGUGAUGUUUCCACCACUAACUUGGCUGUGCCGGAUAGACACUGUUGAUAAAUUGCCUUAGAACUUAGUUUUGUAGAAUCUUAGAAUGUUAGUCCUGGGGAGGACUUCAGCCUCUUCCCUCCCUUUCUUUUUUCUCCCUCCCCACCUUCUCUCCUUUCUCCCUCCCUCCCUUUCCUCCUCCUUCCUUCUCUCCUUUUCUUCCCUCCCUUCUGUAAACAUGCCCAUAGCUUGUCUUGUUUGGUCUGGGCUUGGGCUUGGACAUAAUGAUGAAUAUGGACACAUCUCAUUUUAUUGCACUUCAUAUAUGUUGUGGGUUUUUUUAAAAUAUAUUUUUAUUGAUUUCGGAGAGGAAGGGAGAGAGAUAGAAACAUCAAUGAUGACAGAGAAUCAUUGAUUGGCUGCCUCCUGCAUACCCCCUACUGGGGACCAAGCCUGCAACCCAGGCAUGUGCCCUUGACCGGAAUCAAACCCGGGGACCCUUCAGUCCACAGGCUGAUGCUCUAUCCACUGAGCCAAACCAGACAGGGAAAGAUGUUGCAUUUUUUACAAAUUGAAGGCAAGACCCUCCACCAACAAAAAAGAUUACGAUUUACGUUUA